Manis javanica (Malayan pangolin) is the source of this 10691-nucleotide messenger RNA. The record is from RefSeq and is a predicted model, not a curated record. Lineage: Eukaryota; Metazoa; Chordata; Mammalia; Pholidota; Manidae.
AUGGCGGCCGUACGGGGCCUGCGAGUGUCGCUGAAAGCGGAGGCCCCAGCGGGGCCGGCGCUGGGGCUCCCGUCGCCUGAGGCAGAGUCCGGUUUGGAGCGUGGCGAGCCGGAGCCCAUGGAGGUGGAGGAGGGCGAGCUGGAGGUCGUGCCGGUGCGGCGCUCGCUGAAGGAACUGAUACCGGACACAAGCAGAAGAUAUGAAAACAAGGCUGGCAGCUUCAUCACUGGAAUUGAUGUCACCUCCAAGGAAGCAAUUGAAAAGAAGGAACAGCGAGCCAAGCGUUUCCAUUUUCGAUCAGAAGUAAAUCUUGCCCAAAGAAACGUAGCCUUGGACCGAGACAUGAUGAAGAAAGCAAUCCCCAAAGUGAGACUGGAGACGAUCUACAUUUGCGGAGUAGAUGAGAUGAGUACCCAGGAUAUCUUUUCCUAUUUUAAAGAAUAUCCUCCAGCUCACAUUGAAUGGUUGGAUGAUACCUCUUGUAAUGUGGUUUGGCUGGAUGAAAUGACAGCCACCCGAGCCCUUAUCAAUAUGAGCUCUCUGCCAGCCCUGGAUAAGAUAAGAAGCAGGGAUGCCAAUGAGGACAGGUCAUCUGAGAAAAGUAAAAAAGAUAAGCAGGAAGACAGCUCAGAUGAUGAUGGGGCUGAAGAAGGAGAAGUUGAAGAUGAGAACUCAAGUGAUGUUGAGUUGGACACGUUGUCUCAGGUAGAAGAAGAGUCUCUGCUAAGAAACGACCUUCGUCCAGCCAACAAACUUGCUAAAGGCAAUAGGUUGUUCAUGAGAUUUGCUACAAAAGAUGACAAAAAGGAACUUGGAGCCGCCAGGAGAAGUCAGUAUUACAUGAAAUAUGGAAAUCCAAAUUACGGAGGCAUGAAAGGAAUUCUUAGUAAUUCUUGGAAGCGAAGAUACCAUUCCCGUCGCAUUCAGCGGGAUGUGAUCAAGAAGAGAGCCCUGAUUGGGGAUGACGUUGGCUUGACGUCCUAUAAACACCGACAUUCCGGACUGGUGAAUGUUCCUGAGGAACCCAUUGAAGAGGAGGAAGAAGAGGAAGAGGAGGAGGAGGAGGACCAGGACAUGGACGCAGACAACAGGGUGGUGGUAGAAUACCACGAGGAGCUCCCAGCUGUCAAGCAGACUCGGGAGCGGAGCGCAUCUAGGCACUCCAGUGCCAGCAGCUCAGACUCAGAUGAAAUGGACUAUGAUCUAGAACUGAAAAUGAUUUCUACUCCCUCACCAAAGAAAAGCAUGAAAAUGACUAUGUAUGCUGAUGAAGUGGAAUCUCAGUUGAAAAGCAUUAGGAACUCCAUGAGGGCAGAUACUGUAUCCACAAGCAAUAUCAAAAACCGAAUCGGUAACAAAUUACCAACUGAGAAAUUUGCAGAUGUCCGACAUCUGUUAGAUGAAAAACGCCAGCACACGCGUCCACACCACCUGGGCAGCAGUGCUAAGUCAGACAUACGCCAGAGGCUAGGAAAGAGACCAUAUUCUCCGGAAAAGGCUUCUGGUAGUAACCCGGUCGUUCGGAGAGAGCCCUUUUCUGAUGUACAUAGUAGGCUAGGUGUUCCCAGGCAAGAUGUUAAAGGCCUCUACUCUGAUACUCGGGAGAAGAAAUCAGGUAGUUUAUGGACUCGCUUAGGAUCCGCACCCAAGACCAAAGAAAAGAACAUGAAGAAAGUGGAUCACAGGGCGCCGGGCACUGAGGAGGAUGACUCUGAGCUGCAAAGGGCGUGGGGGGCUCUGAUCACGGAGAAAGAACAGUCUCGCCAAAAGAAGAGCCGGUUAGAUAACUUACCAUCUCUUCAGAUUGAAGUUAGUCGGGAAAGCAGCUCUGGUUCAGAGGCAGAGUCCUGAUGCCCUUGGGGCUGAGGGCAGCUGCCCCAAAGCCUGCCAUUCCUCCGCGGGGUGGGGCGCACAGAAGGAGCCUCCCCCUGCAGGAGCUGGCGCCCCUCCUGCUCUUACACAGUCACCCUCAGCUCUUGCUCCUCCAGCAAGACAUCUUAAGAAUGUGACAUGUUUGAAGGGCAUCUAUCUUUUGCUGCAGAGUUAUAGUUCUGGGCCCUCAAUUCUUUUCCCACCACCCCACAAGCUUUAACCCUUUGAGGGAAAGGCAGCCCUCCAAAUUUUGUAGACAUUUUUCUUAAUAUUUUUAACAUGUGUCUUUUAAAAGAAAUGUUUUACACAAUUCAUCCAAAGAGCAGAGAACUGAACUUCUCACUAUUGCCUUGGCCCUGACAGCUGUUACCAGCACCCUUUUCCCAAGAAAAGUCAAUUCCCAGGUGCUUAUUGGACAGCCUUCGAGGGGGAAGAUGAGGGAAGCUGCCAGCUCACUCUUCCAGGACCCUAGUGUGGGGUCGAAUCUCAUGGACCUGACCUCAGAGGUGCACCAGUGCCGCCAGGUAGAUAAGAGACGCAGCGUCGGUCAUGCUUCCGUUCUUCCCCGGGAAUUUCUGUCAGGGGCCCCUUAUUAGCCAUCAGCUUGAGUGAAGACCCAAGUUCAGUGCUGUGGGAUUUUUAGGAACAAAAAACUGUGACUUCUGGAUUUGGGGUGAAUUUUUGUGCUAGGGGCAGGGUCAUGGGUUAAUGUUGAAUAAUUUUUAAGUCUGUAUUACGUUUAAAAAAUAUUGAUUUAAAAGUUUAAAUUUUUAAUUUUUAUAUGUGAAAGUACUUCCUGUUGGCUACAAAGGAAGCUCAAGUGGUGUCUUCUUAUGUGCUGUUAAAUAUAUAUUAUAUACUUUGGAAGAAGGCAAAGAGAGGAGUCUCAUUAUUUUUAAAUGAUCCUAAUUGUAUAAUCUGUUGUACAUAGAAUUCAACUUGCUUUUUUGGCCACUGUAGGAAAAAGAAUCUGUCCAUCUGAGAUGGGGGUCCUGUAGUUUAUUAUUACUUGAGAAGUGAUACAUUGAUAUUUAUUCUUUCUGUCUCCAAGUUCUGGCACCUAAAGAUAUCUUCAAAACUGGCAAGUAAGAUAAUAGUUCUAGAAAUUUUAGUUCAUUUAUUUCUAAACUUCUUACAGAUUAUUUUACCAUGGAAAGACAGUAGAUGAUUUUGUCUUUCUGUCUGAUUUUUAUUUUGAAGUAUUUAAUGUUUGUAUUCCUCUGCAGGCUUAAGAAUAGUCUUUCACUUGAAUUCACUAAAACUUAGGACUUGGAGAUAAGUCCCCUUUGUGAUGUCUCAGCUCCUCACCUUUCUGGUGUGUUUUGGUAGCCUAUACAGCCCUGGAUCCUGGGCAUCUUGUAGCUGAACUAAUAGUCAUGUUGGUAGUUAAUUACAGUGCAGUGUGACUAAAUGCAGAACACUGCUGUGAAUAAAGUAAAGGGCUGUGGAACUCAUGGAGGAUAUGUUCGUGCCUCCUAAUAAGAUUUUAGUAAAGAGAUGGUUCUGGUUUCUCUGUCAGCUGAGACUUGAAGUUUUUGAGAUUUCUCAGCCCCGUGUAGCACACGGCUGAGAGCCAAGUUCUUGAGGAGGUCAGGGGAGUUGAGGAGCUGGUAGAGUAAGAAGUACAAGGGCCUGAGAGAGACCUGGAUGCCAACCCCUGCCUCUGCUCCGUGGGCCUGGGCCUCAGUUUCCUCAUCUGGCAAAUGGAUGGGCAGGUAACCAGAGCUUCUGGCUCUGUUGUGCAUCCAGCAGUGUUCUGCUCUUCCCCAAGCUAUGGCUGCGGUGAGCAGGCUAGCGCUUGUUUCUGUGGCAGGUUGGGGGAGGCUUGAGGGGACAAUUGAGGAAGUGUAUGAGGUUGUGGACAGGGAUUUACCCCAUCCCAUCCCCAAAUAGUCUCUGGGUCUUCUAGUGGGACAGAGAUGUCCUGUGGUCAGGGUCGCAAUUACUGUAGUCUCUGCGGUUUUCAUAAAAUGCUUCCUCUUGGACUUCCCUUUGUUUCCCAGUCAUGACGCUUUUGGGCCUGUCUGUCCUAUGGCCUUUUAGCCCUGGCCAGUCUCCCUUUCUGGAAGGGUAGUGGUGUGUAGUCAAAACUAGCUCUUGGAUCUAUAAGAAAAAUGCCUACUUCAGCAUCCUGCAGUUCUCACAGAGAACCCAGAAAAGUAUCUUCAAAGAUUUUAUUUCCCAAAGGUAUAGGCCUUGGCCUCUUGUGCUGUCCAGUCACACUCAGGUACUCAGGUCUUGCAACAUCUUGGCCACCCCUGAAGGCCCAGGCCCUUUCUGUGGAUUUUGGGGGCAAGGGUGGCAGUCAGGACAGUCCCCUGGCAGGCAGCUCACCUUGCUUCUCUCCCAGGCACUCUUCGUGCAUAUGUAUACAUGAUACAGUACCACACACUUUUCUGUAGUCCUCUCAGUCUCUGUGUGGAUAAAAUUUAAAUAUAUUUUUGCUGCUUGAUAAUAAAUGCAGGUACCUCAGUUCUGUUUCCCACUGUCCCUCUUGGGAGCAGUAUCAGCUACCCAGGAGAACUUGGGGAACCCACAAGAUGGAACCUCCCCUCCCCUGGCCGCGUCCAGGCCAUCUCAUGAAUCCCUCCCUUAGUUCUACCUCUUGUUGUCUCCCCCUCCAUCCCCGGAACUGGUCUCUGCCCUGUCUCUCCAUUCUACACGCUGCAGCUGGGGUGAACUUUUGUUCUUAGCAGCUUCUUUGAGAUGUCAUUUACAUAGCAUACAGUUUACCUAUUUGAAGUGUGCACCUUCAAUGACUUAGUAUAUUCACAGAAUUAUGCAGCCAUCACCAUGAACAAUUUUAGAACAUUUUCAUCACCAAAAAGCAAUCCUGAACCUACUGGCAGGCAUUCCCAGUUCCCUUUCCCCCCGCAACCACUAACUGACUUUCCGUCUCUAUAGAUUGGCCUGUUCUGAACAUUUCCUAUAAGUGAAAUCAGACUCUUUAUGGCUAUUUGUGACUGGCUCCUUUCACUUGCAUAAUGUUUGCGACUUCAUCAGUGGUGUAGCCGGUGUCAGCACUGCGUUCCCUAUUGUUGCUGAGUGAGGGACCGCUGCGUGGGCACAUUGCUUUUUGUGUAUGCGUUCACCAGCUGGUGGGGUUUGGGUUGUGUCCACUUUUUGGCUGUUAUGAAUAACACUGCUGCAAACAUCCAUGUACAAGUUUUUGGGUGGAUGUAUGUUUUCAUUACUGGGUCAUGAUGGUAACUCUGUCUUUAACUUCUUUAAGAACUGCCAGACUGUUUGCCUCAGUGGCUGCAUCAUCGUCCAUUCCGCCCGCAGUGUACGAAGGUUCCGACUCUUUCAUCUCGUCAUCAGCACUUAUCAUUGUUGCAGUGGUAUCCGUCGCAUUUGGGUUUGCAUUUCCCUGAUGACAUGUGUCAUUGGCAACUUUUCAUGUGCUUCAGGAAGAGCUUUCUUAAGAAAGUUGUUCCUGUUAUUUCUCUGUUUAAACCCUUUCCAAAACUUACCCAUUUCCCUUGGGGUACAUUCCGGACUCCUUUGAUAGCUCACAAGGCUGGUCAGUUUCCAGCCUCUGGCAGUGUCUCUGGCCUGUUCCCCCAUCGUCCCUUGCCUGCUGCUCCCUAGUGCCCAGACCCAUCUGGAUCUCACCAGCCUUCCGGACUCAGCUCACUGCAUUUCUGCCACAAUGACACACUCCUCUGGGCCUUUCCUUCCUGCCUCAGCCUUGCCUCCUCCCCAAGGACUUAGAGGCUGCUCGAGACCCAGAGCGGGGCUAUGGGCACCUGCUAUGUGUCCCAUAGUACACCGCCAUGCAGGAGUCUUGGCUUAUUCCAGGGUGAGGUUAUAAAGUCAGGCCUAAUAAAAAUUGAGUGUAAAUUCUUCUUGGAAAGCCUGAGGAAGUUGCCAUGUUGAAGGCCAGUGUCACUAGGUCCAGUGUGGUUGGCUCCUGCCAGUGUGGGAAUAGAUCAUGGUUUCUUUGGCUGAGCACCAGAUAGAGUGGUUGGCCUGCAAUUAGGGCUAUGUUGUACAAAAAACACUUACUUUUAGGUGUUAGACUCACACUCAGGCAAGUGGCUCACUUUUGAAGAGGCUCUUGGGAAUGAGAUGGGUCACAGGAGCAGCAGAGGCACAAGACAAGCUUGCUUCAGGCCCUCCUGCCUGUCUGUUCAGUGAGUGGAGGAGCAGGUGGAAUGGCCCAAAUGACUUAAAAUUGUUUUCCUUUCUCCUUGUCUUUUUUUUUUUCUAACUUUUUUAGACAAAUACCAUGGUGUUUGCCUAAGGUGAAAUGUGUGUAUAAUGCCAAAUCUCUGUACCCUCCCCACCAGCCCAGCAUACCUAUACACUGGAUUGUAAUUCUCUGUUUCUAUUUUGUGUUUUUGCUACACUGUAAGCUCUGUGAGAGCAGGGACCUUGUGUGGCUUAUUCAUAGGGGUUUCCCUAGUCCUAGUAUGAUGCCUGGCACCAGGCAGGUCGUCCAUUGAUGUGUGAUGAAUGUGUAAACCCCCUAGCUGCAGACCAGCUCCAUUCUGAGGCCUGGGGUCUUCUGGGAUCCUGUUAUAUAGGUUAGGCCUCAUUUUUCUGCCUUGUACACAUAACACUUUUGUUUUCAUGUUUUAUUCUCCCUGCUAGCCUGUGAGCUCCUAAGGGGCAGAUGUCCUUAUGCUGUUACCUGUUUUCUUACCACAUCAGUCAGAGUAAGUAGUGCUUCAAAAGGGUCUGGUGAAUGAAUGAGUUACUGUAAACGAACCCAGCUCUGGUACCUUUGUCUGUAGGCUGGUCUAACUCUAGCUGAGACAACCACAUUCAAAAAGAGGAAGAUUAUUCAGAAGUACAUAAACUGUACUUAUAGAAGAAGAAAAAUCUCAUUAAUUAGAUCUUCAUAAAAUCUAAGUUUGGUAUGUGGCCGUAUCUGAGCUGAAGCUUACUGAACUCUAUAAUGAAUUUGCUAGAGAAUCAUGCAUAGUUCAGAAUAUUUUUUAGAAAGCAUUUGUCUGUCUCAGGAGAGCAGGAAAGGAAGCUGGCAGGUGGAUAAAAGGCCCAAAGAGGGACUGCUGAGCCUUUUCUAGCCUCUGGUCCUAUUGUUGAGGAAAGUGACAGCAGUUCAAAGAAGGUGGGAAGAAACAAUUCAUUCCCGGCAGCAGCUCUUUUGCCUAAAACAGCAUUCCAGACCUCACAUGGAGCAUUCUUAAAUUUUGGUGAAAUGCUAAUAGGCAGUUUGGAUUAAAGUCAACAGCAAACUCUGCCUUCACAGAUUAAUUGCUGUAUAAAUAAGUUUGAUGUAUAAGCAUUUACUUUUAAACCUUAUAUAACAAGAAGUAAAGAGAAAUUAAACUGUUUUUUUUUUCUUUUAAGAACUAAAAGGACAGUGUUUUUGCGAAUCUUGAGAAUAGUAGAUUUGCUCCAAGGUGAAUUGUUAUUGUAUUAUCUGACCAACACUAAUCUAGAAUUCUUACAUGUUUAUAAAAUAAAUCUUAGAAGAAAAAAUACUGUAGUAUUUUAAAAAAUGAAAUUCUGUUAACAUUUCACAGAACUUUGAUGUUUCUGGGAGCAUUUAGGGAAAUGCUGGCUCAAAAGCCUAUUUCAAAUAGCUGUGAGGUGUUGAAGUGGGAUUUUGCUGUGCUGUAAAUAAAACUCUCAAGUAUGGGUGGUAUUUAACCUGCCAAAGUCAAUACUCUGCCCUGGGCUCUUAUCUGCUUUUGUUUGAGCAAUUUUAGAGGCUCCAACAGUGGAGACUGUCUGUCACCCUCGGCCCUGGACCAGUGCAGGUUAGUGAGGGUAGGAUGCCCAUACCAUUGGCAGGAGAGGAGACCAUGCCUUUUGUCCCUUUUUGGGUUAUUGUGUGUUUAAUCCUGUGAUACAUCUCUUCUUGUCAUUGGCAAGGUUUCUCAGAGGGCCUUUGAGCAAAAGGCAGCACUUUUAGCUCAGGUAGAGUGUCUUCUUGGAAUGGUCAAAUAGGAUGGUGCUGGGGCUGGGCCUGGAGCCCUGGGGACUCAUUCUGUCUCACAUAUAAACUAGAAAAGCCUGAGCAAGUCCCUUCACCUCUCUGGACCUCGGUUUUCCUGUCUGUUAAAUGAGGGGCUUGGCUAGGAGGAUCUCCAGGUUUCCUUUUAGUACUAAUAUGAAUUCUGUGUUUUUGCUGUACUUUCCCAGGGAGCGUCAGGAGUGUAUGUUGGGCAGGAAGGAGUUGGCGGCUGGCAAGAGAACUCAGUCCUUGGACCCUUUGUUCCAUGACUCUGUACCAUCCCCAUCCACAGCCUUUCAGUUGUGAAAGGACCAGAGGAUCACUUGCUCCCUCCCCACCAAGCCCCCUCCCAACACACACACACAGACACACACACACACAGAGCAGUUGUGCAUUAGUUCAGGCCACCAUAACAAAAUACCACAGACUGGGAGGCUUGAACAACAGAAAUUUAUUUUCUCACAGUCUGGAGGCUGGAGGUUGAAGAUAGGGUACCAGCAUGGUCAGGUUCUGGUGGGGCCUAUCAUCCCCAUCAGUUGUGUAGGCAUGUAGAUGGCUGUCCUCUCACUGUGUGCUCAUAUCUCCUUUCCUUAGCGCAUGCACAGAGAGAGAGGUCUCUCUUCCUCUUCUAAGGCCACCAGGUCUAUUCAAUUAGGGUCCUACCCUUAUGAGCUUAAUUAUUUCUAAAGGCUGUUUCUCUAAAUAUUGUCACAUUGGGGGAUUAUAGUUUCAACACACAAAUUGGGUGGGGGGCCAGUUCAGUGCAUGGCACCCAGUAAUGUGAGGGUCCCAGUAUAUGUUUGUGCAGUGAGGCCCCUGCUUUUAAAAAGCUCACAAACUGGGAGAGAUUUAGACCCAUGGGUCUGAAGGCUGUAGGGUUGGUAGUGGUUCAGAGUACUGGUUCUGAAGGAAACAGAUCUACUUGAGUCCCAACUCUGCCACUUACUAGCUUUAUGGCCUUGGGCAAAUGACUGGAUCUCUGUGUCCAAGCCAUCUUCCUCCUCUGGGAAGUCAGGGUAGUUGAAUAGGGUGGCUGUGAGGAUCAGGUAGGUGAGGGCUUGCCUGGGAGGCCCUGGGCACUGAGUCUGGUGCCCCCUCCUGUGCACUCGGCCCAGGGUGGGGAUUCCUGUUGCUCAGUAGGCCCCAAGCUCCCCUUUGCCAGCUCUCCUCCUUGCGCUCCUGUCUCUAGUCUCAGUCAUGUCCUCACUCUUCCAGAGUCCCUCUUCCCAGCCUGCUAGGCCUCAGAGGACAAGUGGUAAUUAGAAACAUGUCUUGCAUCUGUCCAGAGGCUGGGAGGUAAGACCGUGGGGACAGCCCCCUCCGUUGGCGAGGACAGACACCAGGGCUUGUGUUACUCUUGGGACCAAACUGUUAGUUCUUUCACCUCAGGCUGGACAAAUCUCCACCCCAUGACUUUUAAAACACUUUAUUUUGAAAUAUUUCAAAAUUACAGAACAUUGCUAAGGUACAAUAAUGAACACAUUGCCACGUUUUAUCAUCUGAUUCUCCUCCUUCCCUGUUGGAGAGUUACCACGCCCAUCGUGUCCCUUUAUUCCUAAAUAUUUUAGUGCCCGUUUCCUAAGAACAAGGGCAGUCUCCCAUAUGCCUGUGGUAUGGGUGAUCACAUUUGUGAAAUGUGAGGUGUUUUUUUUUUUGAGAGGUAUCUCUCAUAUUUAUUGAUCAAAUGGUUGUUAACAACAAUAAAAUUCUGUAUAGGGGGGUUAAUGCUCAAAAUGUGAGUUUUAUUUGAUCAGCACAGUAGUUCUAAUCUGCAGUUCUUGUUCAGUUUCACCAGCUGUCCCAGCAAUGUUUUUUAAAGCAGUUCUUUUUCUUGCCUGGGAUCCAGGCCAGGAUCACACACUGCAUCUAGUGUCUGUCUUUAGUCUCCUUUAAUCUGAGUCAUUUCCUUAGCCUUUCUUUUCAGAUAUUGACGAUUUUGAAGAGUCUGGUCCAACUAUGUUAUAUAGUUUAUAUAAUGUCCCUCAGGUUGGUCCUUUAAUAUUUAUUUAAAAUGAGUUGGGAAGCCAUGUCACAUACCUUUUGUGUGUACUUGCUGAACUACCAGGCUUGCAUGAGGUGCUGUGAGUGGGAGUAUUACACAGCACAGGCUGGUUCUGCCCUUGGGAUCAUAAGUUCGAGUUGUGGGGACAGCAGUUAUAUCAGAGGGCUGAAGGGCCCCUUGUGCACUCAUGAUUAGGGGUCUGCCAUGCUGGCACCAGCAAGCUCAGAUAAAUACAUUUUAGAUGAAUGCAGGAUGAAUCGGCAUUCCAGAAGUCUCCAGAAAAUGGCCCUGUACCGGUCCAGCACCCAGUCAUCAGCUUUGCCUGCUCUCCUGAAGUCCACACUCCAAACUCGAAGUCCUGCUUCUCAGAAGUCUCCAGCGAGCUACAGUCCUGGAUGUUGGCUUGUCCCUACUGCUGAUCUGUGGCCUGGGACUACUCUCUUCCCCCUCUGGGUCAGGGAUGGGGAGAAGAGCCCCUCAUGGUUCUGCCAAGUGCGCCUUGCACUCUGAACAAGUGAGUGCCGGGUUGGGAGAGUCACUGAGCUCUGGAGUGGUAGGAAGACAGGCCAGGAUUCUGGCCCGUGACAAGGUUAAGCUGACUCGGAUGGUCUUCAUUGUGAUCUGGCAGACAAAUCGUCCGACCUGGACCUUCACUUUUUCAGCUGUUUAAGUUCUCUGUUGGAAUGUAUACAGUGUGAAAAAUAGUGAAUUGUGAUCUCUAUUCAAAUAACCGUGUUCCAUCGGGAAACUAUCAUACCUGCUGUAGGUAUUUUGUCAGACCAAAGCGGACAAUGCAGAAAUGUUCUGAGUGUCAUCGAUCUUUACAGAGCUUUGGCCAAGCAAGUUUUCAAUGUGAGAAACAGAAUAAAAUUGAUUUUCAUCUAGUCA